This is a messenger RNA of Pochonia chlamydosporia 170, 831 nucleotides long. Its product is annotated as metalloprotease. Bases 1 to 831 code for a protein of 276 amino acids. Gene Ontology annotation, molecular function: metallopeptidase activity. The record is from RefSeq and is a predicted model, not a curated record. The transcript is spliced from 3 exons. NCBI's taxonomy places the organism in Eukaryota, Fungi, Ascomycota, Sordariomycetes, Hypocreales, Clavicipitaceae.
AUGUUGCCUGAAGGUUUAGCUAUCGCAGGCGCUCUCGUUGCUGCAGCCGUGGCAGGGCCACUUAGCGGUAUAGAGAGAUGCAGCGCUCCGGAAGUAACUGAAGAACAACGAGCAUUGGCCAAGCAAUUUGCCGUGCAAGAGGCCAGACUAAAAGCGGCCGGCGGAGGCCCUGUUCGGGCUGACAUUACUGUCAAUGUGUACUUACAUAGCGUUUCAGCAACUGAGAGUACCUUACUCAGCGAUGAAACCCUUAAGGCUCAGAUGGACGCCCUCACUUCCCGAUUCUCUGGGACUGGCUUCCACCUCGUUCAUGCGAGUAACACUAAAACGGUCAAUGCCACCUGGGCCGUAGAUGGCGACGAGAUGGGCAUGAAGAAGGCGCUUCGCAAAGGGAAUUACAGAGAUCUUAAUCUUUAUUUCCUAGAUCAAAUUAGUGGUCUAGGCUAUUGCUACUAUCCCACGGUUGCCCCCGUUGGAUCGAAUGAAUUUUACCGAGAUGGAUGCACCAAUCUUGCUAGUACAGUCCCUGGGGGUAAACCGCCAUUUGGUAUGGGCUUGACAGCGGUUCACGAGACAGGGCACUGGAUGGGGUUGAUGCAUACUUUCAGCAACGGCUGUUAUGCUCCAGGUGAUGAAGUCGAUGAUACUCCUGCUCAAGCCUCUUCCACUCGUGGUUGUCCCACUGGCCGCGAUAGUUGCCCUAAAGAACCCGGCUUGGAUCCGAUUCACAACUACAUGGACUACUCUGACGACGCUUGUUACACGGAAUUUACCCCUGGUCAGAAUGCUCGUAUGUUGAGCAACUGGAAGAGAUUCAGAGAGAACAAGUGA